AUGGUUAACCGCCAGUUCCUCGAAGCGGAUUACACAUUCUUGCAUGCCAGCCUAGUCGAAGACCCCGAGACGAUCCUAUGUCUAGAUGAGAUAUGGGGUCAGGACAGCCAAGAGUGGCGCGAGGUCAAGGUCUACGACACGAUGUUUCUCCUCGUCACUCGGCUCACGACCCGGAUGCUCGUAGGCGUGCCCCUGUGCCGCAAUCUCGCUUUCAUGAGAGCUUGCGGGGAAUUCCUUCGCAACGUUGUCUUGAUCGCGGCGGCCAUAAGUCUCUUCGCGGCCUUUCUCAAGCCCCGCUUCAUCAUGCCGCUGAUCCGCGAGCGGCUUGCUGAGCAGUCAGCCAUGCCCCGCCGUCCAACCCUGAACGCCGCGAACGACUUCGUGCAGUGGGCCAUCGACCACGCCCGCGCCAAGCCGCACGCGGCCGACCGCUUCUUCGCCGCGAACCAGCUCAAGAUCGCGCUCGCGCACAUCGCGCUGCUUUGCGAGAUCGAGCCGAUCCCUGCGCGCCCUGCCAACAGGCGGUUCUUCGGCCACAUCGGCCCGCCCACGUCUGCGACGCUGCGCGUGCGGCGGAGGAGGCCCCCAGGCGCGCAGGCCUGA
Durotheca rogersii is the source of this 603-nucleotide messenger RNA. RefSeq lists its product as uncharacterized. The transcript is spliced from 4 exons. Bases 1 to 603 code for a protein of 200 amino acids. The record is from RefSeq and is a predicted model, not a curated record. Gene Ontology annotation, molecular function: monooxygenase activity; oxidoreductase activity, acting on paired donors, with incorporation or reduction of molecular oxygen; heme binding. NCBI's taxonomy places the organism in Eukaryota, Fungi, Ascomycota, Sordariomycetes, Xylariales, Xylariaceae.